Linderina pennispora is the source of this 1529-nucleotide messenger RNA. RefSeq names its product asparaginyl-tRNA synthetase. Gene Ontology annotation, biological process: asparaginyl-tRNA aminoacylation. The transcript has a single exon. NCBI's taxonomy places the organism in Eukaryota, Fungi, Kickxellomycota, Kickxellomycetes, Kickxellales, Kickxellaceae. The record is from RefSeq and is a predicted model, not a curated record. The coding region runs from base 40 to 1476 and encodes 478 amino acids. Gene Ontology annotation, molecular function: asparagine-tRNA ligase activity; ATP binding; nucleic acid binding. Gene Ontology annotation, cellular component: mitochondrion.
UUGCCUCACCUCUCUUAUCUCUCGUCACUACUGCUAAUUAUGUUUACCAGACGACUAUUGUUAUUAUCGCGGCCCUACCCGGGCCAGACUCGGUUUACCAGCACUCUGGGUCUAUCGCCAACAAUAAAAAGUGUCCUUGCAAAAAACAGCUCUGGCACCGACGUCAAGAUCAGCGGCUGGAUACGCUCCGUGCGCCAACAAAAGCGCAUUGCAUUCGCUGAAGUAUCCGAUGGCUCGACAAUGCGUGGAAUUCAAGUGAUCAUGGAUGACCCGCAGCUGGCCACCGGUCUCUCCACCGGGUCCUCCGUUGAAAUUACGGGAACACUGGCCGACAGCCCAGGGCGCGAGCAGAGCAAGGAACUGCAGGCGAAGCACAUCAGCAUAAUUGGAUCAGCGGAUCCUGAGUCAUACCCGCUUCAAAAGAAGCGGCACACGCUCGAAUUUCUACGUGAGAUUGGGUAUCUGCGUCCACGCUCGCAGACAAUCGGCGCUGUCAUGCGGCUGCGCGAUCAGGCAGAAAUUGGUUUCCACAAGUUCUUCCAUGAAAACGAGUUUGUGAAGGUUCAUACACCAGCACUGACUGCGAACGACUGCGAAGGCGGUGGUGAGACCUUUAGCGUAGCUACUGACGUCCCUAAGGGUGUCGGGGCUGAUCCGCUAACGGAGUUUUUUGGCCGACGUGUUAAUCUAACAGUAUCUGGUCAGCUGCACUUGGAGGUACUGACGGGGGCUUUCAAGCGCGUGUACAACUUUAACCAAUCCUUCCGCGCUGAGCCCAGCCAGACAGGUCGUCAUCUGUCCGAAUUCUGGAUGGUUGAAGCAGAGUGUGCCUUUAUGGAUAAGCUCAGCACGCUGAUGGACGUUGAGGAGGCGAUGGUGCGCAGUGUCACACAGAACUUGCUCGACAACUCUGCAGCUGAUCUCGAGUUCUUUGCGAAAUCCAACGAGCCGCUGGCUAAACUCAUAAAGAAGCUGGUUGACCCGGCCCAGUACGCGCGUGUCUCGUAUACAGAGGCCAUCGAUAUUCUGCAACGAGCCGAGUCCAAAGCCCAGUUCCAGUUCAAACCACAGUGGGGCCAGGGACUUCAGAGCGAGCAUGAACGGUACCUCGCGACCACACACUUUGCUGGUCCAGUGUUUGUAACUGACUACCCAACGCAGAUCAAACCCUUCUAUAUGCUGGCGAACCCGGACGGCCGCACCGUGGCCUGCAUGGAUAUGUUGGUUCCUGGACCAUGUGAGCUGUUGGGAGGUAGUCUUAGGGAGCAUGACUAUGUCCGGCUGAAGCAGCGUAUCCAUGAACUUGGGUUUGAGGACGGAUCGCUGGAUUGGUACGUUGGGCUGCGCAAAUACGGGACCACCCCCCAUGGCGGGUUUGGGGUUGGGUUUGAGCGGUUCCUGCAGAUGUUAACCGGGUUGGAAAGUGUGCGUGACAUCAUCCCGUUCCCGCGGUACGCUGGCCGGUGUCAAUACUAGCCUUCAUUAUCUCUCAAUAUACUUUUUUUUUUUGGAAUCAUUCUACAUGUGGC